ACCUGUUACUCCCUCCGGGGAGUAUCAGAACAUGAUGAAUGGAGCUUUAUGAGAUAUGAUUAAUAUCUCUGGCUUGAGGGGAACAGCAACACCCCUCAUGACCCAUUCUGAUCCUGAUGUCUUUGUGAAUUUAAAAAUAAAUCUCUUCUAAUUGUGAAGUGAGGUCUGAUGGACUCCCUUAUGAUUAAAGGCAAAAAAUCUCUGGAGCAGGAAAUUAAGGACUUGGAAUCCACUAAUGAGGCUCUACAGAAGGAGCUUUCUUCUUUGCAGUCUGAAGCUUACCAAGUGGAAGAAAUCCAUAAAGAAAAAGAAGAGCUGUGCAGGGUGCUGCAGUUCCAGUGUGAAGAGUCUGAGCAGGAUUCUCUCAGGCAGUUGAAUGAGAACAAGAAGAGCGAGGAGCUGCUGGAGCAGCACAGAUAUGAAAUCCAGGAAUACAAGCUAAAGCAACGGAAGCAGCGGAUGAGGUUUGAAAACCAGCUGCAUCAGCUGAUGGAGCAACACAAGAAUCUGUACUCAGUCUUUACCCCAGAACGACUCCCAGAAGGAUUAGCAAGCGCCGAGAACACGAAGAGGCAGCUGCUGUCAGCUGAACAACUGAAGCUGGCUCAGCUGCACAAACUGAGUCAGGAGCUGGAAGAGCUGAAGAAACAGAAGCUGUCGGAGACUCAGGAGUGAAGCCGUUCAGUUGUAGCACCUCUGGCUAAAAGCAUGUUGUUUCCCGUUAUCUCUUCUUCAGUGAAAAAUAUGUUCUUAAACUUUGGGUCUGGGUUUGAUUAGCUAACAGUGUCAGGAGGUGGUGUAUUUUAGUCAGAAUUCCUGUUUUAUCGUUGACACACACCUAACCUUACUUCGGCUGGUUUUCAUUCUUUGCCGACAGUUUUUGUUUUAUUCGUUAUGUGAGGCAUCUUGUCUGUUAUAUCAUCAGUUUGCUUUUCUGCCGCCGAUUUAUGUCUGAGACAUAAAACUGAAAACAUUCCAUUAAUAUUGUUUUUCAUAUGGAAAAUGCCCAAAAAUGGUCUUUAGGUUCUAACAGCAGUCUGUUGAAUCGGUGGAACGUUACAUCGUUACGGCCUUUUUGUCAUCUUUAUGAAAUGUUAUGAAAGUUCAUGAAUAAAAGCAGUGAAACAGUCACAACCGAGUUCAGUUUGAAAGAGAUUUAAUAAAAGUUCGUCGUUGU
This is a messenger RNA of Salarias fasciatus (jewelled blenny), 1177 nucleotides long. Its product is annotated as synaptonemal complex central element protein 1. Bases 169 to 675 code for a protein of 168 amino acids. Gene Ontology annotation, biological process: synaptonemal complex assembly. The transcript is spliced from 7 exons. The record is from RefSeq and is a predicted model, not a curated record. Lineage: Eukaryota; Metazoa; Chordata; Actinopteri; Blenniiformes; Blenniidae. Gene Ontology annotation, cellular component: synaptonemal complex.